AUGCAACUUAUGCUUGGAUUGAAUGCAAAUAUUACCAUUAAUGAUAAUCAUAAUGGAUAUGAUAAACAGAAAUGUUUUACGACAGCUGAUUUACAAACACAUCAUAAAAUAUCAUCGAAUAAAGUUAUCACACAACCAGCUCUUGAGUAUUUUUUGGCUAUGAUUUGUGAUCUAAAAGUUGAUCCGAAAAUGCGAAGACGCCUUGGAUUACGUUAUACCGCGACACCUGAAGUGCAAAAAUUGCUUCUGAAAUUGAAACGAAAACAAUAUGUACGAAGUGAAUUAGCAUAUAUUGAUGCAAAUGUGAUCAUUACUACAUUAAAGGAAAUAUUGAAUACUUUUCCGGGUGGUAUAUUUGACGAUGAAUCAGAGGAAUUUUUAUCCGUUUCAUUAGGAUCAUCACUUCAAACAGCGCUGAUAUAUGUUAAUGGUUUAAUCCUGCAAUCGCCGUAUUUUCUUCGUCAAUUCACCUAUCUGAUUUGCCGAUCGCUCAAAAAUCUGAUUCAACAAUCAAUCGGUUCCAUAACAGAUGCAUACACCGAUGCAUUGCUUUUGUUUACUCCAAUACUUUUCCCAAAUUCGGUUCGUGAAAUAAACCGUUUCCUGCGAGCAGCCCGAAUAUCACUCAUUCUAAUUGACUUAUGCGAUGUUGUUUUUCGUCCAUUUCUUCCACUUACAAUAUCCUCCAAUGCAAAUGAUGAAGACUCUUUUCACGAUAUAUUAGACAGUUUAACAUAUCUUUGCAAUUGGUUAAAUUCGGCUAUUGUAAGCAAUGGAAUUAUGGAUGGUACGGAUAAUGAUGAUGAUGAUAAUAAUUAUAUUGAUAAUGAUUAUGAUGAUAAUUGUAGUAGUGUUGAUAAUUGUGAUGUAUUUUGCUCAAUGAAAAAAUUACCCGAUGCUACCAGUUAUUAUCGGAUUACUUAUUUAAUGGAUUAA
Cercopithifilaria johnstoni is the source of this 936-nucleotide messenger RNA. NCBI's taxonomy places the organism in Eukaryota, Metazoa, Nematoda, Chromadorea, Rhabditida, Onchocercidae. The record is from the annotation of a GenBank genome assembly.